Messenger RNA from Lolium rigidum, 571 nucleotides. RefSeq names its product mitochondrial inner membrane protease subunit 2-like. The transcript has 3 exons. The record is from RefSeq and is a predicted model, not a curated record. Gene Ontology annotation, biological process: mitochondrial respiratory chain complex assembly. Gene Ontology annotation, cellular component: membrane; mitochondrial inner membrane peptidase complex. NCBI's taxonomy places the organism in Eukaryota, Viridiplantae, Streptophyta, Magnoliopsida, Poales, Poaceae. Gene Ontology annotation, molecular function: serine-type endopeptidase activity. The annotation marks the transcript as partial.
UAUGGUGUUGACCUAGGAAAUUCGUGUUGCUCCUUGAUUGGACCGCAAAGGACCAGCGAGGAGGCGCCCCAUGGGGCGCCCCAACCACUAGUUAUAUUCAAAUGCCCUAGUGAUCACAAGAAGGAUUUCGUGAAGAGAUUGAUUGCCUUGCCUGGUGAGUGGAUACGGAUCCCUGUGUCUCAAGAAAUUAUUAAGGUCCCAGCAGGGCAUUGCUGGGUUGAAGGUGAUAAUGCUGCUCGAAGCUGGGAUUCAAGGUCAUUUGGCCCAAUCCCUUUAGGUCUAAUAAAGGGGAGGGUGACCCACAUUAUCUGGCCGCCGUCGAAGAUGGGCCGGGUGGAAAGAAAAUGGCCUGAAGGUAGAGUUUCGCCGUUUUAAUUUGACUCCUCACUGCACUGGAUGAUGGCCCAUUACUCAAUUUUGCCUGAUUCCUGGCAAUCAGAUGUUCUCCUAGCAGUUGCUCAAGUUUUGUUGAAAUAUGUAUUAAUUUUUUUAUCCACCAUUGUUGUUGUUGCUUACUUGUAUUACCAACUUUGUACUUAAAUCGGUCAAAAUUGUAAAACCUCAAUCGAGG